AUGUUUGACAUUGUUGCCGAUGUCAGAGAAUAUCGCCACUUUAUACCGUGGUGUCGACGAUCAGAUAUCAUUGAAGUGCAAGGAAACGCUCGGAUAGGAGAACUAGAAAUUGGCUUCCCGCCACUAAACGAGAGUUAUCGAUGUCGAAUUAUCGUGCUUCGACCGUCAGUCGUUCACUCCAUUGUGAUUGGUGAAUCAAUAUUCAACACAUUGGAGACGUCUUUCAAAUUUGCAAAAGUUAGCAACUACUCCUGCAUAUUGCACUAUGAUCUAGCCUUCGAAUUUAAGUCGCGACUGCACUCUCAAAUGGCGUACCUGUUUUUC
Messenger RNA from Cooperia oncophora, 324 nucleotides. Lineage: Eukaryota; Metazoa; Nematoda; Chromadorea; Rhabditida; Trichostrongylidae. The record is from the annotation of a GenBank genome assembly.